AUGAAGCGAAACCGGAUCCCAUUCCAUCGAAUUCUCAGCCAAUUCCAUCGAAUUCUUCAUCCAUUCCAUCGAAUUCUCAACCCAUUCCAUCGAAUUCUUCACCCAUUCCAUCGAAUUCUCCAUCUUCUCCUCGGCAAUCUGUGCACUCUGAAAUAUUGUUCCAAUUGUGGCAUCUUUGUGCCGCCUCGUGCCUACCAUUGUCGAUUCUGUGGCGUAUGCAUUCGGAACUUCGAUCAUCACUGCCCCUGGGUGUCGAACUGCGUGGGGAUUCGCAACCACAAAUUCUUUUUAUGGUUUCUCGUAGCGAUUUUCGAUCGAAUUCAUCGAAGCUUCUCAGCGAAUUGGCAUGUGUCCUCGGUGUGGUCGUUAUGCUCGUGGUGCUCGGGAAAGCGGCCUAUGAAUACAUUCAGAACGGUGGAACCGGAGAAACCGGCGGAUCGAACGAGAUGCAGCUCAUUGUUGAUUACAUUUCCCAGUUCUGGUCUGAGAUGA
Blastocystis hominis is the source of this 492-nucleotide messenger RNA. RefSeq lists its product as hypothetical. The transcript is spliced from 3 exons. Gene Ontology annotation, biological process: peptidyl-L-cysteine S-palmitoylation; protein targeting to membrane. The record is from RefSeq and is a predicted model, not a curated record. Gene Ontology annotation, molecular function: protein-cysteine S-palmitoyltransferase activity. Gene Ontology annotation, cellular component: Golgi apparatus; endoplasmic reticulum. Bases 1 to 492 code for a protein of 163 amino acids. NCBI's taxonomy places the organism in Eukaryota, Bigyra, Opalinata, Blastocystidae.